UUUUUUUUCUCCCUAUAGAGUUCGAAAUUGAUUCUCUAACUGAACAGCUACACUCAUGAGACGUUAUUCUUGAAUGCCACAAAGGUAGCAGUUAUUCUUUGAAGUUUGGGACGAUUUUCCAUCAAUGAUUGUUAGUGAGUUGAAUUUGAUGCAGUGCAUAAAGAGUUAUUGAAACUUAGUGCACAUUGUUCCUAAUUACUAUGAAGCCUAUUUGAAAUGCAGGAUUCGAUUAUUAUCUUAUGUAUACUGAUGAUAUGGUUUGUUUAAAGACCAAUGAGUACACAGAAAAGAUGAGAUCUGGAAGAAUCAUCCAAAUUUCCUGAUGAAGAUGAAGAUGAGAGAACAUUUUAUCGGGAAAUACAUUUUGAUUUUCAUUCUGGCAUUUAGUGUGACAGUUCGGUCUCAGCUUUACCCAUGGCAACGAAGGCAAAUAGGUCCCCCGCCAAGAAGUGGAUAUUUUCAAAAUGCAAACAGACCACCUGUAGGAAGAUUUUCUGGAAUAUAUGGGUCUUCUUCAGGUCGAGCCUUACCACCAUUCAGGGGCCUCCAGAAUAAUCAACGUCAAAUAAUUUCAUCCAGCAACAACAGAAGACCAAUAGUGCAUAAUGUUUUAAGAACGCCCCCCACCCGAGCUGCUCCUUUGAGACAAAUAAGACCAGCUAUCAUAACAAGAGUAAAUACACCACCAUUUGUUAGAAAUAAUCAGAAUUUUCCCCCAAAUCAUGCAACACCUCACCCAAUCUUACAGAAUCGUAAUGUCCUUCCUCAUCCUAACAAUAAUUUUCAUCCAGCAAAUCCCAUCAGAAGUGGUGAUUCAUUUAAUAGAAGAAUUCAAAAUAUUUCACCGAAUAUCAAUCAUCCAGUUUCUCCCAAUAAUCAGAUUCGUACUAUGCCAAGGCUGGCAACGAGCUCAAGACCAAGUCUCCAACCCCCUGCAGGUUAUAAGAUAACAUAUUGCAAAAUGUUUAACUCCACACAUCAGUUAGUAACUUUGACACCCCUGCAACAGCCAUCUCCUCAAGUAAUUCGCAGAGUACCUUAUUCAGGUAUUCGUAAUAAUUAUUCACCAAUUCAAAAUAAUAUCAUUCCCCGAAGACAACCUGCAAAAUAUGUCAUGGUACGCACAGAAGAUUAUGUAGUUUGUUCUCAUCCCUCACCUACACCUAGUACAUUUCCUGUUCAUGUUCAGUCUGGUCGAACUAGUGUAAUAAGACCGAACUCUGUACUGGUUCCUAAACCAGCAUUAACUACUGUUUCACCUUUGGUACAUAAACAAUUUAUACCAUCUGCCACACGUACGUCAUCUCAUAAUGAACAGUUGCCAAGACAAGUUCCAAAUCGUGCGUCCCUGAAUACUCGCAAUUCAAUACAAACACGUAAUCGUGUACCGUAUAGAGGCCAAAUAAACAGAUCAUUUAGCAAUUUUCAAAAUAAUCGCAAUAUAAACACAAAUUAUAUGGCCAAUAGGCCAUUCAGACCCAGAAAUAUGCCUCGUAAUCCUGUGCCAAAAUCUGCAUUCAAUUUUAAACCCCCUGUGCCAUAUUUAAGGAGAAAUAUACCUCAUGCGCCCAUUUCAAAUUAUUUCCCUUCCAACAAGGCUGGUGUAAAAAAUUAUCCUCUUAACAGAAAGAAUCCAACAAAUAUAUUUAAUCUACCAAAUGCAUUUUCCGUUCUCAGUGAUACUACAACGGAAUUGAGUAACUUAUUCAGUGAUUUUCUUAAGACAUUACAAAAACUCCAAGUGCCAACUUCAACUCCACCACAAUUAAAUCGCAACACAAAUACACAGACUUCUCGAGCACAGAAUAUCAAUCGUGGUAUUAAUUUAAGUAAGGGUUCUAAUGUACGCACAAACCGUCCGAAGACUGUAACCAAAACUACAGCUCGUCCUAGAUCAACCACUUCAACAAAAGCAAAUACAACGAAUAAACCUCGAUCAACUACGACUACGUCCAGACCGCGUACACAGUCUCCUCCUCCAAGAAGACAACCACCACAGCGUAGACCACCUCUACGUCGUAGACCUCCACCAUAUCGCAGAUAUCCACCAGGUCGAAGACUUCCGCCAGGUCGCAGGCCUCCACCAGGUCGCAGGCCUCCACCAGGUCGCAGACUUCCGCCUGGUCGAAGACCUCCACCACGACCUGUACAAAAUGAAAGAAUUCGUCUUUAUAUUCCGCCAUCUCUCAGGAAGGAAAUUGAUUCGAACAAAGAUGAGCUUUUGAAGCUUGAAGAAGAAGCUCUUGAAGAAGAAGAAGAGAUCGUAGAAAUUGAAGAAGAAAAGGAGGAAGAAGAAGAAGAAGAGGAGGAGGAGGAGGAAGAAGAAGAACAUAACAAUUCGACUAAACCAUCUCCAAGACGUAGAAGUGUCCGAAGUAAAAGCAAACCUCCAAAUCUAGGCAUUAAAAUACCACGGCGCUUCAGAGCCACAAGAUCUUUACCUUUUGAGUGAGAGAUUUUGUUAACUUGUUAAAUAUUUUGAUCACUAUUUCCACGAAAUUAAUUAAUAAUGUCCUUUAUUUGUAGUAUUAUGAUUUUAAUGUGUGUUUUACUCUGAAUCAAAAGGAAGAGAACUUCUAAAGACGCAAUUAGGCGCAUUUCAGUUUUUUUUUUCCUUCUUCUUUGAAGGAAAAGUUUGCUUAGAUAAUCGCAAUAGGCGAAAAAAAUCAAUCAAACAUUUAAAUUUCAAAUUUUUUUCUCAUGAAUUUUCAAAGAUUUAAAUUUGGAGGACAUAUGCAUGUAAGGAUUUGAAAAUUCAAGAUAUUUUUUAAUUUCUUAUGAUCGAAAUUCAUAACGAGCUUAAGGGUGUUAUUUUUCACUUGAGGAUUUAAAUAAAAUGUUCAAUUUAUUUAUAACUGAA
Molecule: messenger RNA, 2860 nt
Organism: Parasteatoda tepidariorum (common house spider)
Lineage: Eukaryota; Metazoa; Arthropoda; Arachnida; Araneae; Theridiidae
Source: RefSeq, a predicted model, not a curated record